AUGAACUCUGAGAAGUUCAAUAAGCUCAUGAAGGCGAUUCAUGAAGCAGAGCUGCGAGAUACUAAAUACAAGGGUUUUAGCCAUGGCCUCUUCUGCUCAAGCGUCCGCUACGACUCCGCCACCCUCGGCCCGCCCGCCAAAGUCUCCUUCCUCCUAAAAGUCACAGAUCCCUUCUGCAACAAAACCAAGCAACUGCACGGCGGCUGCGCCUCUACCUUGAUCGACGUAACUUCAACGGGACUGCUAAUCGGCCUCUCCAGGCCUGGCCUUUUCUCCCGCGGAGGUGUCACACGCACGUUGCAUGUCAAGUUCUUGCGGCCAGUGCCGGUGGGCAUGGAGGUACGGGUUGUCAAUGAGCUGGUACAUGCGGGGAAGAGGUUGGCGUUGGUCCGACCGGAGAUUAGGAGGGCGGAUACGGGGGAGCUUUGUGUUGUUGGGGAACAUGAUAAGGUUAACACGGAUCCUGGGGUGAAGAGUUUGUGA
Molecule: messenger RNA, 483 nt
Organism: Paracoccidioides brasiliensis Pb18
Exons: 2
Coding region: 1-483 (160 amino acids)
Molecular function (GO): fatty acyl-CoA hydrolase activity
Source: RefSeq, a predicted model, not a curated record